Molecule: messenger RNA, 4181 nt
Organism: Camelus dromedarius (Arabian camel)
Lineage: Eukaryota; Metazoa; Chordata; Mammalia; Artiodactyla; Camelidae
Gene: TTK
Product: TTK protein kinase
Exons: 22
Coding region: 132-2696 (854 amino acids)
Biological process (GO): peptidyl-serine phosphorylation; meiotic spindle assembly checkpoint signaling; protein localization to kinetochore
Cellular component (GO): nucleus; kinetochore
Molecular function (GO): ATP binding; protein binding; protein serine/threonine/tyrosine kinase activity
Source: RefSeq, a predicted model, not a curated record
CGCGGCGGUAGCGGCGGGGAAAUUCAAAUGUGUUUGCGGACGGGGACGUGGAUUCCAUCUUUUCUUCUUAACUCCGCUUUCCGGCGGAGAGUCCUGUCUCGCCGGACCACGGAGGGACGGCGGCGGCAGAAAUGGAGGCUGAGGAUUUAAGUGGCAGAGAAUUGACAAUUGAUUCCAUAAUGAACAAAGUGAGAGAUAUUAAAAACAAAUUUAAAAAUGAAGACCUUACUGAUGAGCUAAGCUUGAAUAAAGUCUCUGCUGAUACUACAGAUAACUCGGGAACUGUUAACCAAAUUAUGAUGAUGUCAAACAACCCAGAGGACUGGCUGAAUCUGUUGCUCAAACUAGAGAAAAACAGUGCUCCUUUAAAUGAUGCCCUUUUAAAUAAACUGAUUGGUCGUUACAAUCAAGCAAUUGAAGCACUUCCUCCAGAUAAAUAUGGCCAAAAUGAGAGUUUUGCUAGAAUUCAAGUGAGAUUUGCUGAACUAAAAGCUAUUCAGGAGCCAGAUGAUGCACGGGACUACUUUCAGAUGGCCAGAGCAAACUGCAAGAAAUUUGCUUUUGUUCAUGUAUCUUUUGCACAAUUUGAACUCUCACAAGGUAAUUUCAAAAAAAGCAAGCAACUUCUUCAGAAAGCUGUGGAAUGUGGAGCAGUACCACUAGAAAUGCUGGAAAUUGCCAUUCGGAAUUUAAACCUUCAAAAAAAGCAGCUGCUUUCAGAGGAGGAAAAGAAGAGUUUAUCAGCAUCUACAGUACUAAAUGCACAAGAACCGUUUCCCAAUACACUUGGACAUUUACAGAAUAGGAACAUCAGUUGUGAUUCCAGAGGACAGACUACUAAAGCCAGGUUUUUGUAUGGAGAGAACAUACCCCCUCAAGAUGCAGAGAUCGGCCAUCGAAAUCCCUUGAAACAAACAAAACGAUCAUGCCCAUUUGGAAGAGUCCCAGUUAACCUUCUAAGUAGCCCAGAUUAUCAUGAGAAGACGGAUGGUUCAGUUGUACCAACUUUUGCUAAAAGACAGACCUCUGGAUUAGAAUGCCGAGAUACAAUUGUGCCUGGAUCUAAAUCAAGUGGAAAUGAUUCCAGUGAAUUGAGAAAUUUAAAGUCUCUUCAAAAUACUCGUUCCAAGGAAGCUCUGAUAUCCGAUGAGAAGAGUUCUGAACUUUUUACAGAUUCAGUAACCCUGAAGAAUAAAAGUGAAUCAAGUCUUCUAACAAAAUUAGAACAAACCAAAGAACAUCAAGAACCAAAGGUUCCUGAAAAUAACCAGAAACAAUGGCAAUCUAAGAGAAAGUCAGAAUGUGUAAACCAGAAUCCUGCUGCAUCUUCAAAUCAGUGGCAGAUUCCAGAGAUGAUUCAAAAAGUUGAUACAGAGCAGAAACAAACCACUUUUGAGCAACAUGCCUUUUCAGUUUCAAAACAGUCGCCACCAAUAUCGACACCUAAAUGGAUUAACCCCAAAUCUAUUUGUAAGACACCCAGCAACAGUGCCUUGGAUGAUUACAUGAGCUGUUUUAGAACUCCAGUUGUAAAGAAUGACUUUCCACCUGCUUGUCAGUUAUCAACACCGUAUAGCCAACUUGCCUAUUUCCAGCAGCAGCAGCAGCAAAUUCCUGUUACUCCACUUCAAAAUUUACAGAUUUCAGCAUCCUCUUCAACAAAUGAAUGCAUUUCGGUUAAAGGAAAAAUAUAUUCCAUAUUGAAGCAGAUAGGAAGUGGAGGUUCAAGUAAGGUAUUUCAGGUGCUGAAUGAAAAGAAGCAGAUACAUGCUAUAAAGUAUGUGAACUUAGAAGAAGCAGAUAGCCAAACAAUUGAUAGUUACCGGAAUGAAAUUGCUUAUUUGAAUAAACUACAACAACAUAGUGAUAAAAUCAUUCGACUUUAUGAUUAUGAAAUCACGGACCAGUACAUCUACAUGGUAAUGGAGUGUGGAAAUAUUGAUCUUAAUAGUUGGCUUAAAAAGAAAAAAUCCAUCGAUCCAUGGGAACGCAAGAGUUACUGGAAAAAUAUGUUGGAGGCAGUUCACACAAUUCAUCAGCAUGGUAUUGUUCACAGUGAUCUGAAACCUGCUAACUUUCUGAUAGUUGAUGGAAUGCUCAAGCUAAUUGAUUUUGGAAUUGCAAACCAAAUGCAACCAGAUACAACAAGUAUUGUUAAAGACUCUCAGGUUGGUACAGUUAAUUAUAUGCCACCAGAAGCAAUCAAAGAUAUGUCUUCCUCAAGAGAGAAUGGGAAAUCCAAAUCAAAGAUAAGCCCCAAAAGUGAUGUUUGGUCCUUAGGCUGCAUUUUGUACUACAUGACUUAUGGGAAAACACCGUUUCAGCAUAUAAUUAAUCAGAUUUCUAAAUUACAUGCCAUAAUUGACCCUAAUCAUGAAAUUGAAUUUCCUGAUAUUCCAGAGAAAGAUCUUCAAGAUGUGUUAAAGUGUUGUUUAAUAAGAGACCCUAAACAGAGGAUAUCCAUUCCUGAGCUUCUGGCACAUCGAUAUGUCCAGAUUCAAACCCAUCCAGGAAACCAGAUGGCCAAAGGAACCACUGAGGAAAUGAAACAUGUUCUGGGCCAACUUGUUUGUCUGAAUUCUCCUAACUCCAUUCUGAGAGCUGCUAAAACUUUAUAUGAACACUACAGUGGUGGUGAAAGUCAUGAUUCCUCUUCAUCAUCUAAGACUUUUGAAAAAAAAUGGGGGAAAAAAUGAUUUGCAGCUACUCAUAAACUGUCAGGUGUCACCUGUACAAUGUACUGGACUUUCAUACCCUUGAAUCUCUUGGAGAUCUCUUGAAGAUAACUUCACUCUGAAAUAUCAUUGGCAGAAAAUUUCAGUGGAUUAUCCUCAAAAGAAAACUGUAAAAACAACCAGAAAUGGCACUGUAUAUAUUAAAUUGUAGAACUGUUUUCUCUUUUAUGCUUUCCUGUAAAUCUACUUGAUAUUGUUUCACACUUGGAAUAGUGGGUAGAAAACUGAAAUAUAUUCUGAAGAACUAUGUACAUAAGGUUUUGUAUAGUAUAAAAUGACACUAAAAUGUCAAAGUUGUAAAAUUGUUUUCUUCGUGCAAAUGUAUUAUUGGUGUGGCAACAGAAUUCUUAAUUAAUAAAAAUAGGAUUAAGGGAAAACAUGAGAGUAGACCUAGUAAAUGAACUUCAGGGGGAAAAAUUCCAAAGGGUUUGAAUUCUAAAAUAGAUUUCCUAAAUUGUUUUAUGGCACUGAUAAUAAUAGUCCAGAGUUUUAGGGCUGUAUUUGGCUCUUUUAAUUCUCCCUUUGACUCUUCAUAACAUCUGUUGUUUUUGGUGGUCAGAGUAUCAUGCUGGAUCCUGUGAUGGUAGGCUGUAUAGGGCGUGACCUCAUUGUACGACUCACUUGGUAAUGAGUUAUUACAAUUGUGGUCCCAGAAUUUCUGACUCUGAAUCUAACAGAUUAAUGAAAGAUGUUACAAUGUAGUAUUCUUUUCCCCAAUUUUUCUCUAGAUUUCAAUAGACCUUUUUAAAUUAAGACUUUAUUUUUAAAACAGUUUUAGAUUUACAGCAAAAUCGAAGGAAAGGUACAGAGAUUUCUGGUUUAACCUCUGCCCCAAACAUGCAUAGCCUCCCUCCUCCAUUAUCAACAUCCCCCACCGGAGUGGUACUUUUGUUACAUUUCGUGAACCUACACUGACACAUCAUAACAAUCACCCAAAGUCCAUAGUAUACAUUACGCUUCACUCUUGGUACGCAUUCUAUGGACUUGGACAAACAUAUAAUAACAUGUAUCCAUCAUUAUACAAUUAUAAGAGUAUUUUCACUGCCCCCCAAAUUCUCUGUGCUCCAGCUAGUCUUCCCUCCGGUACCCUCAACCCCUGGCAACUGCUGAUCUUUUUACUGUCUCCAUAAUUUUGCCCUUUCAAGUACGGCAGAGUUGGAAUUAUACAGUAUGUAGCCCUUCAGAUUAGCUUCUUUCACUUAAUAACAUGCACCUUCAGGUCUCUUCAUGGCUUGAGAGCUCAUUUCUUUUUAGUGCCUAAUAGUAUUCCAUUGUCUGGUUGAACCAUAGUUUAUCCAUUCAGCUACUGUAAAUCAUCUUGAUUGCUUCCAAGUUUUGGCAAUUAUGAAUAAAGCUACUAUAAACAUCUGUAUACAGGCUUUUCAUGUGGACAUGUUUUCACCAACUUUGCAUAAAUACCAAGGAGCAUGAUCGAUGGAUUUGUAU